This is a messenger RNA of Aaosphaeria arxii CBS 175.79, 1323 nucleotides long. RefSeq lists its product as uncharacterized. Lineage: Eukaryota; Fungi; Ascomycota; Dothideomycetes; Pleosporales. The record is from RefSeq and is a predicted model, not a curated record. Bases 1 to 1323 code for a protein of 440 amino acids. The transcript is spliced from 2 exons.
AUGCCUCGCCCGAUGAGUAAAAGACCUUCCCAGCCAGAGAAACACAGACAUGAAUCUUCCCGAAAGAACCACCCAAUUGCCUACUCCAGCUCAGAAAGCAGAUAUUAUUCCGAUGAGGAGGAGGAGUUUUACUAUUCGCGGUCUCUCCAGAGAGAGCAACACCAACAGAAACCUUCCCGAAAGAGCGCCUUAGAUGACCAUCCAAGCUCAGAAAGCAGACAUUAUCACAAGGAGUCAAACGAUCCACUAAGCGCCCAUCUGAGCAAAUUGUCUCUCAGGCGAGAGGAACACCGACAUGAAUCUACCCGGUUGAAAAGGGAAGAUGAGUGGUCUGGCUCAGAACCCGAAGACCAUCCUCAUUUGUUGAAGGAAAAAGAGCAAAGAUAUUACAAUCCUCGGUCCUCAACCAAUGGUACUUAUGGUGGGCAGCCAAAUGACAGCCCGUUGCUACACAACCCUGGCCGCCAAAGAGAAAUGCCAUGUUACUCGACCAGAAGUGAUAAAUUCGACCAGCGAAGGCCACAACCGGCAUACGUACCUAUGGAUUCUUCGCACUACAAUCAACAUAACUAUAGCAACUUUCCGGGGCACUAUGAUGCGCAACAACACGGGCCAGGAUACACGCAAACGCCAGGCUAUUCAUACAAUCAGCCUACCUGUCCAGACCCGGGGUUCUACCAUGCACAUUCCGGACCAGCAUUUACGCAGAUGCCGGGUCAAAUGCACCAUCAGUAUGGCUAUCCUUGUGAUCCGGCUGCAUUCUAUCAAAAGCAACAGCGCUCGGCGGAUAUGGCUGACGCAAAAGAAUGGCCUACGAGACCUGUUGUUCCCAAAGAGAUUCCGAAGGAAGAUAAGUUGAAGAUGUACAAGUACACUGAUAAUGACAAAGGGAAAUUCGCCUACAUUAGCAUGAAAGUCUAUUCGGUCUCCGACAGCGAAGAUUCCGAGAUAGGGUACCACCCUUCCAAUGGAGUAAUCAAGAAAACGCAAGCGACAGAACAACUAAUCGAGUUUAUGAGAGAUUUGGAACCGGAUGUGGUUGUCGAUGACAAUCCACCUGAUCACCGGGUUAAAGAGGCUUUAGAAAAGUACCCAUACGUGGAAGAGCGGAGGAGCGAAGAUGGCAAAAUUUAUGCAUACCAGUGCACGAGUAAUGUGCUGGAACGAUAUAUUGGAGCAAUAGCGGAGGAAAAUCGGAGGCAAGAGCUGCAUGAACGAUACAGCGAAGAGCCCCAAUUGCUAUUGGUGGAUAAGGCGACAUACGAGAACGAACAGAUCAAGCUUCGAGAGCGUGAGGAUAAAGGAAACAGCAAAUCUCGUUAA